Messenger RNA from Acanthosepion pharaonis, 795 nucleotides. The record is from the annotation of a GenBank genome assembly. Lineage: Eukaryota; Metazoa; Mollusca; Cephalopoda; Sepiida; Sepiidae.
AUGAAUAAAAUAUAUUUUACAAAUGUUUUUUUUGUUUGCUACGUAUUUAUUUUCCACGAUACUUCAGUUAACACACUCUCUCUAUCAUUGCAUGUCUUUACUACUCUUUCGGAAUAUCUAACAACCUUCUCUUUUAAACUUAUACGCUUUCAGUUUCUAACCAGACUUACUGUUUGGGGUCUCUCUCUCUCUCUCUCUCUCUCUCUCUUUCUUGAAGAAAUAAUAAUAAUUUUUCUCCUCUCUAUAGCUUUUACUCUUCAGCAUUCUUCUUCAGUCUCUUUAUCAUUGCCUAUCGCCUUUAUUGUCCUUGCUUUUACUCUUUCUUCUUCCCUCUCUUUACUUUGGCAUUGCAUAUCGUCUUUAUUUUUAAAAAUAUUUUUUCAUGGUGUUCGCUUCUAUCUUUUUUUUUUUCAUUCACUCAAUCAUUACUUGAACUCUCUCUCCCUCCCCCCCUCUCUCCUCCUCUCCCUCUCUCCUCCCCUCUCCUCCUCCUCUCUCUCCUCCCCUCUCUCCUCUCCCUCUCCCUCCCCUCCCUCCUCCUCUCCCUCUCCUCCCCCUCUCCUCCUCCCUCUCUCUCCUCCUCCUCUCUCCCUCCCCCUCUCCCUAUCUCCUCCCCCUCUCCCUAUCUCCUCCCCCCUCUCCUCCUCUCCCUCUCUCCCUCCCCCUCUCUCUCUGUCGAUUACGCAUUCAUUUUUUCCUUCUUAUUCUUUCUUCUUUCUGUUCUUUUUUUAUCUUUUUUUUUCUUGCAUUUUUUUUUCUUAUCGAUUCUUAUUAGGAAAGAAAAUGAGAAAUUAA